Messenger RNA from Melanotaenia boesemani (Boeseman's rainbowfish), 1274 nucleotides. It is a transcript of the gene abraxas1, whose product is annotated as abraxas 1, BRCA1 A complex subunit. Gene Ontology annotation, molecular function: microtubule binding; polyubiquitin modification-dependent protein binding. The record is from RefSeq and is a predicted model, not a curated record. Gene Ontology annotation, cellular component: nucleus. The transcript is spliced from 9 exons. Gene Ontology annotation, biological process: protein K63-linked deubiquitination; mitotic spindle assembly; attachment of spindle microtubules to kinetochore. Bases 74 to 1078 code for a protein of 334 amino acids. NCBI's taxonomy places the organism in Eukaryota, Metazoa, Chordata, Actinopteri, Atheriniformes, Melanotaeniidae.
CCAAAAAAAACCAAGAAGAAGAAGAAGUGGUCAGCGCCUCUUACAAACUGCUAUUUUAACAUCAGUAAGCAUCAUGUCGGAGCCUACAGUCCGUGUAUCCGGGAUCGUUUUAGCUUCUUUCAUGUUCCAACAUUUUAACAAUGACUCAGACGUGGAGGGUCUCGUGCUCGGAGAGAGCAGGUUUGAUGAGCAGGUUACCAUCAGUGACUCCCAGUCUGAAAACAUUCACAUCGAGGAAGUAUACAAUGUCCAGAAGUACAUCACCUGCCACAGACUGAACUCUCUGUACAGCUGCUCUGGGAAGGUGAACAUGGAGGUGCUGCAGGAGAUGCUGGCGGACAACAAACAGGACAGCGUGAUCGGCUGGUACCGGCAGCGCAGGAACACAGAGCAGAACAUGACCUAUAGAGAGAAACUAGUCCACGAACAGCUGAAGUGCGCUCUGUCCAACCCUCACAUGAUCUUCAUGCUGCUGACACCCAGCAGAGUGACGCCGACAGGCUCCACUUACAAGAUGGAGUACUCCUCCUUCAUCUUCCGCAGCAGGUGCUUCGUGAACGUCCCUGUGAUGGUCAACAACCUGGGUCUGCUAGAGCAACAGGCGUACUGGAAGGUGUCCGCUCCGUGUUCUGCAGCAGGUUACAGCUUCACCAUGGAGAAACACAGGUCCAACUUCUUCUCCCCCAACGGGCUGCUGAAGGAGGUGAACGAGGUUGAUAACAUGAACGAGUCACUGCAGGCAGAGCUUCAGAAAGCGUGCAGAGACGUGGAGGAAAGUGAGCGUCAAGUUGAAGCGCUGCAGACAGAGGUUUCGUCUCUCAGGAAGAGGCUCAGGGAGAAGCAGCAGAACAUGGCAGAGAAAGAUGGCGAAACCGAAGACUCAACCCAACCGAGGAACAACCUGCUGCUGCUGGAGGCCGUCAGAAUGCUGCUCGGCUCCGCUCCCCUGUUCCUCACGCAGACAUUAAACCUGCAGGCAUUCCCUAUCCCUGAGCAAGAUGUUUCCAUGGCAACACAGGAACAACUGCAGGAAACGGUGCCAGUGAGGGAGAGGAAACGGAAAAGGAGUAGUUGCUGAUGUGAUGUUCAGGAAAACAAGUGUUAACCAUGUACAUGUUUGUGUAUUUAAUGUUGAUUUAAAAGGCCCUCUAAGGUUGUUUGUUAUAUUUUGGGGAUUUGUUGAAAAUGUUUUAUUGAUAAAGAUGCUUCUCUAAAAGUGCUGCAGCCAUCGUUGUUGUUAUUCAGCUUUAAUGUUUGUUGUUACAGAAAUCAUG